Molecule: messenger RNA, 3252 nt
Organism: Prunus avium (sweet cherry)
Lineage: Eukaryota; Viridiplantae; Streptophyta; Magnoliopsida; Rosales; Rosaceae
Source: RefSeq, a predicted model, not a curated record
AUGAUAGCACCUAGACACAUGCAAGAUGGAUCAACAGCCGUAGCUGAGCAGCUGGAAGCAAUUAAUCUGAGUGACGACCCCUCUGCCCCAAAGCCUAUCUCCAUCAGCAUCCAUUUAACAAAUGAGGAGAAGGAGGCCUUAGUGCCUUUGUUAAGAGAAUUCAGAGAUGUAUUUGCUUGGAGCUACGAGGAAAUGCCCGGUUUAAAUCCAAACUUGGUAAGCCAUACAUUGAAUAUUAAGCUUGGUACGAAACCUGUUGUGCAGCCAAGGAGGAAUUUUCAUCCUGAAAUUGAAAAGCAAAUCAAGGUGGAAAUUGAGAAGUUGUUAGCUGCUGGAUUCAUCAAGCCAAUCAAGCACCCAACAUGGCUAGCAAAUAUUGUUCCCGUGAAAAAGAAGACCGGAGUGAUUAGAAUAUGCACGGACUAUCGAGACCUCAACCGAGUUUGCCCAAAGGAUGAAUUCCUGCUACCCAACAUGGAUAUCCUAAUUGACUCAACUUCGGGUCAAGGUUUGCUAUCAUUCAUGGAUGGGUUUAGCGGUUACAAUCAGAUUAAAAUGUCACCCAAAGAUGCUGAGAAGACGGCCUUUCGAACACCAUAUGGGAAUUUUUAUUACACAGUCAUGCCGUUCGGUCUUAAAAAUGCUGGUGCCACCUAUCAAAGAGCCAUGACAGCGGUGUUUCACGAUAUGAUGGGAAAAGAGGUGGAAGACUAUGUGAAUGAUCUUGUGGUGAAGUCAAAAACUAGAGAAGGCCAUCGAGCGGUGCUGAGGAAGGUGCUGGAAAGAUGUCGGAUGUAUGGGUUAAAAAUGAACCCCAAAAAGUGUGCAUUCAGGGUGUCAUCCGGAAAAUUCUUGGGGUUCCAAGUGCAUCAGCGUGGCAUAGACGUAGAUCCUGAAAAAACAAGAGCUAUAAAUUCCCUUGCGCCUCCAAGAAAUCCAAGGGAGUUGAAAAGUUUCAUGGGGAGAUUGUCCUAUAUUCGACGCUUCAUCUUAGGUCUUGCUGCCACUAUGAGUGUUUUUACUCCCUUACUCAAGAAGGGCAGCCCAUACGAAUGGAGCAAGGAAUGCCAAGAAGCCUAUCUGCAGGUGCAACAAAUAAUUACUAAGCUGCCCACCAUGAGAGCACCCAUUCCGGGACUUCCUCUCAAGCUUUAUUUAGCUGCAACAAACACAGCGGUUGGGGCCUUACUUGCUCAAGACGACCAUAGUGGAGAAGAAGGCCCUAUUUACUACGUGAGUAGGCAAUUAAGGGGAGCUGAAAUAAGAUAUUCAAAGACCGAGCUUUUAUGCCUUGCCCUUGUCUAUGCUGCGCAGCGCUUGCAUCACUACUUCCUUGCUCAUAAGGUACAGCUCAUAGUGAAGUCCGACCCCGUAAGGUACUUGCUCAUGAGAUCGGUGCUCUCUGGACGUCUUGCACGGUGGCUAUUGCAGCUGUCCGAAUUUGAUAUCACAUGCACAACUCCUAGGGCCAUCAAAGGACAAGCCGUGAUUGACAUGCUGGCUCUAUUUCCUGAAAAAGAAGGACCAAUUCUUUCGAAGGAGAUUCUGGGGGAGCUGCCGGAAACGGUGGCUGUUGUUACAAAGGAAGAACCAUGGACCCUCUACUUCGAUGGUUCUGCUACGUCAAAUGGUGGAGGAGCAGGUGUGGUACUCAUCAACCCCGAAGGGCAAGCCACGGCCCUCUCAUUCAAGCUAAAUUUCCCAUGCACAAAUAAUGUGGCGGAGUAUGAGGCAUUCAUUAUGGGGCUAUCUACAGCAAAGGAAAUGGGCAUAGAGAAUAUUAAAAUCAUUGGCGAUUCAAAUUUGGUGCUAAGUCAGUUACAAGGAAGCUUCGCUGUGAAGGAGUCAACAUUGGCACCAUAUCGCACAGCUGCUGAAAAACUGAUCGGUUCUUUCAAGCAAGUGCUGCUGGAACAUAUCCCGGGAGUCACCAAUAGAUACGCCGAUGCUUUGGCUACAUUGAGGUCAAAGCUCUCAUUUAUCCAAGAACAGCCCAACAUCACCGUGAUAAAAAGGGAUGUUCCAGCAGUUGAAGUAACGGCUCAGGAGGAGCCGCUGGAGGAAAAGGAUUGGAGAAAAUCCGUGAAAGAAAGUCUGAUCGAGGGAAGCAACAUCAAGGACUUGAAGGACUAUGUGGUUAUCUUCAGCGAACUCUACAGACGCCUGCCAGGAGGAGAAUCUGAGGCGCAGCAAGUGAUGCAGGAAGUUCAUGCUGGAGAAUGUGGUGAACACCAGGGGAUGAGAAGACUCCAUCGGCAGCUGUUGAAUGUUGGGUUUUAUUGGCCCACCAUGAAGAAUGAUGCAUACAAUUUUGUGAAGAAGUGUCAUACGUGUCAAGUUCAUGCCAAUUUAAGUCACAAGCCUCCCACGUUAUUGCAGGACAUGCGUACUCCUUGGCCUUUUCACACUUGGGGGCUUGACCUGAUCGGAACUAUCCACCCGCCUUCUGAUGGUUAUAUAUGGAUCCUCACAGCCACUGAGUAUUUCACGAAGUGGGUUGAAGCAAUUCCUCUUCGAAAGGCCACGAGGGCUGCCGUUGCAAAUUUCAUCCGUGAAUACAUUGUCUGCAAAUUCGGAAUCCCAUACAAGAUCGUCACUGACAAUGGUACCCCAUUUGUUAACAAGCAAGUAAGCUCGACACUUAGCGGCUAUGGCAUCAAGCAUCGUCGUUCCACGCCAUACUACCAGCAGGGAAAUGGCCAAGCGGAAGCCACAAAUAAAACUUUGUUGAGAAUCCUAAGCAAGAUGGUGUAUGAGUAUGAAGGAGGCUGGAGUGUCCACCUGCCGGAUGCUUUAUGGGCUUACCGCACCUCUCCAAGGAGCGCCACGGGUUUCUCGCCCUAUUUGCUUGUGUACAGUUCCGAUGCCAUAUCUCCCGUCGAAAUCACUAUCCCCACUGCUAGAGUAUCAGCUGUUAAUGACCUUGAAUGGGAUGCAAAGACAUGCUCGGAGUGGCGCUUGUUAGAUAUCGAGGCUUUGGAUGAGAAAAGAGUGGAAGCCGAAAGAAGAACAGCACUUUACCACAAAACCAUUGCCCAAGCUUACAACAGAAUAGUCAAGCCGCAAGCCUUCAAGCAAGGAGACCUCGUGCUAAAAGUCAUCGAGCAUGUGAGGAGACAAGUAUCGGGACCUUCCAAGUUUGCCCCGCAAUGGGAAGGACCAUUUGCAGUCAAAGAAGUUUACAGCAGCGGCUAUUAUUGCUUGGUCUCUGUCAAAGAAGGCAUGCUAACGGAUCCCAUCAACGGGAUGUAG